GGACUGAUACUAAUUUUCCAACGCUGUCUUCCAUUCACCAUCGUUAUCUGGUUCUUUCUCGUCUACUCAGUCCCAGGUAGAAACCGGAAAACGCAUUGGGUUCGUUGACGUUGAGUGUUGAGUUCCAACUGGCCCGAAGUGUCAGUUCAACAAAUAGUUAGUCAAUAUGGCUUCGAAAGAGAAUAAUCUCCCGAGUUUAUACGCCGAAUUGAAUAAAUUUGGACGUAAUGGUGAAUACGAAAGGGCGUUAAAGGUUGCUAAUAGAAUUUUGGGAAUAUCUCAAGAUGAAGAAGCAGCGAUUCAUUGCAAAGUUAUUUGCCUUAUACAGUUAUCGAAAUUCAAUGAUGCCCUCCAACUCAUUGCGAAAAAUCCAAAAAUCUCGGUUAAUUUGGAUUUUGAGAAAGCUUACUGCCUAUAUCGGCUGAACCAAGUGGUCGAGGCUCUCAUGGUUUUCUCAGACAUUCAAAAUCCAUCACCGAAAAUCAAGGAACUGACGGCCCAAAUCCUGUAUCGUCUCGAGAAAUAUGAGGAGUGUUUCGCGGUCUACCGAGACAUAAUAAAAAAUUCCAGUGAUGACUAUGCAGACGAGAGAGAGACGAAUUUAGCAGCGGUGCUGGUACAUCUGACUGCAGAAGGCUUCAGUGUCGACACUUUCGAGGUCCGAGAUCACACAUACGAACUCACCUACAACGCAGCAUGUCGUCUGGCUGCCAAGGGAGUCCAAGGGGAUCGUUCGAACCUGAUUGAAGCCGAGAAAAAGCUCCGUUUGGCGGAAAAAAUGUGCAAAGAAGCUCUAGAAGAGGACGGCGGCACUGAAGAAGAAAUCGAAGAUGAACUUGGAAUAAUUCGAGUCCAGUUGGGCUAUUGUCUUCAGCUCCAAGGACGUGAGAAGGAAGCUCAAACUCUUUACUUAAACGCUUUGAAAGUAAAACCCAAUGACAUAGCUCUCACAGCUGUUGCCAGCAACAAUUUGGUAACCCUGAAUAAGGACCAGAAUGUUUUUGACAGUAAAAAACGCAUGAAAUUGGCAACUCAUGAGGGUCUGGUGCACAAACUGACAACUUCGCAGCAUGGCAGCAUUCUUUAUAAUCAAUGUCUCCUAGCACUGUACACGAAUCAAGGAGACCUCUGCCAACAACUCUGCAAAAAACUCACCAAGGAUUAUCCUGAGUUGUCAGCGCAUGCAACACUCAUUCGGGCAGUUCAAUUGAGUAAAGAGGGAAAGACCAACGAGGCUGUGAACCUCCUCCUAGAACACUCCGGCCAUAAAGAUCUAGCUACGAAACUGGCGUGUGUGGAAUUACUUUUGUCUCAGGGAAGGCGGAAUGAAGCUAUUGAAAUAUUCCAAAGUUUGAGUCCUAGUGAGCAAGCACUGCCAGUCACCGGCAUGGAAAGUGAAGGUGUCGCCAGUGCUUUGGUAACACUCCACAUGGCCGAGAACAAUCGAGAAGAAGCCUCAGCAGUUCUGAAAGAAGCUGUUAAUUACUACAAAUCAAAUAACGAAAACACUGAAAAUCUGGGAAUGCUAUGGAGACAGGCAGCGGACUUCCACCUUCGAGGAGGUGAAGUCGAAGUUGCUGCAGCGAGUUUAGAAUCCCUUUUGGAAGCAUCUCCAUCGGAUACAAAGACACUGGCACAAUUGGUGGUGGCUUAUGCUCAAUUCGAACCAGCUAAAGCUCAAGCUCUGUCGAAACAAUUACCACCACUUGAUCAUCUUGCUGAGGCAAUUGAUGUUGAUGCGUUGGAGACUAGUAAUUGGGUAAUUGGGACAAAGGUUGUUAAGGGAAAGAUGGAGGCUUCUCCAGGAAAAAUUGGAACUGGAAAUACUGGAGAGAAGGAGAGAAAAAAGAGAAAGAGGAAACGCAUGGCAAAAUUACCGAAGAAUUAUGAUCCUAACAGUGCACCAGAUCCUGAAAGGUGGUUGCCAAGACAUGAGAGAAGUGGAUACAGGAAGAAGAGGGACAGGAGAAAUAGGGAUGCUACGAUGAAAGGAACACAGGGGGCUGCUGCUGGUGGUAGUGACCUUUAUGAUAUCACGAAGAUGCCAGCAAAUGCUAAACCCUCGCCAAAUCCCCGACAAAGUCCGGCAGUAGAAAGCUCUGGGCCACGACAGCAGCAAAGGAAGGUCCAACAGAAAAAAAAGAGAAAAGGAGGGAAAUGGUAAACGGGUCGAGGACCUAAUGAAGAUACUAAUGAGGGAGGAGGGUACAGGGAUUAAUUCCGUGAAUGAUGGCGAUUGAGAGACAAUGUCAAGAGACUUUUUUUCAUUAAAAUUUCUCCAAUUCAAAAAUGACACAUCCAGUUCUGGGAGAUUCACUUGAGAAAUAAUUGUUAGAUGAACAAGUAAAAACAAUUGUUGUUACAGUGGUGUUGCUCAUGAGUGAUUUGAGCAGAAAAUAUUUGCUGUAUAAAUGGUUAGGGAAUUCAUUAUUAUUAAAAGAGCAAGGUUUGGCA
Diachasmimorpha longicaudata is the source of this 2454-nucleotide messenger RNA. RefSeq names its product signal recognition particle subunit SRP72 (gene Srp72). Gene Ontology annotation, cellular component: signal recognition particle, endoplasmic reticulum targeting. Lineage: Eukaryota; Metazoa; Arthropoda; Insecta; Hymenoptera; Braconidae. Gene Ontology annotation, molecular function: ribosome binding; protein binding; 7S RNA binding. The record is from RefSeq and is a predicted model, not a curated record. Gene Ontology annotation, biological process: SRP-dependent cotranslational protein targeting to membrane. The coding region runs from base 167 to 2164 and encodes 665 amino acids. The transcript is spliced from 6 exons.